Messenger RNA from Orbicella faveolata, 668 nucleotides. RefSeq names its product serine/threonine-protein phosphatase 2A regulatory subunit B'' subunit gamma-like. The record is from RefSeq and is a predicted model, not a curated record. Lineage: Eukaryota; Metazoa; Cnidaria; Anthozoa; Scleractinia; Merulinidae.
GCCACGAUUGGCUAGUUAAAACCACCUGAAGUUAUGCACGUGGAGAAAAAGUCGUACUAAGGCGAGAGGGGUGAGUUCAGAGUUUGUAAAGUUCAAAACAAUAGUGACCUCGCCAAUAGUGAAUACAGACACAUCUCUAAUACGAACACUUUGUCUCUUCGGUCUCCGUAUUAGAGAGGUUUGACUGUACACUGUCGCAUUGUUUUAAUUGUUCUGAUUAGUUAUAUCAUUUAUCCAUUUGUACAUUUGAUUUGCCCUUUUGAUUUUCUUGUGGUGAUUUCAUGAUUUUGCUAAUUACACCUGUCCUGUUUUAGAACCUGUGGUUUUUACUCGAUAAACAUCAUACACCACCUGUGUUUGGAGAUGAACAGAUGAUCAACUAUGAAGACUUCUUAAAAGUUGCUGGAGAGGCUGGUGAAAAAUGCAGGCCCUUCUUCAGUGCAACUGUUUUUGCCAAAUUAUUUCAGCAGGAUCCUUUUGGGAGGAUCUCUAUCAUGCAGUUUUUUAACUAUGUCAUGCGAAAAGUUUGGCUUCAUCAAACCAGAAUAGGCCUAAGUCUAUAUGAUGUUGCCGGACAAGGAUACCUGAAAGAGUCGGUAAGCUUGCAGUAGUUUGUGUGAUGGUUGUGAACUAGUGGAAACUAGUAAUCUAAGCAAGUGUAUUCUGAA